Molecule: messenger RNA, 1709 nt
Organism: Trichogramma pretiosum
Lineage: Eukaryota; Metazoa; Arthropoda; Insecta; Hymenoptera; Trichogrammatidae
Exons: 4
Source: RefSeq, a predicted model, not a curated record
UUUCACGUAGCUGAUCCACGAGGAAAUCCAUAUGCAACUAUUUUCAACUGGGAUAGUAUGCAUUUUGAUGAAUUUAGAUUGCAUAUUCAAAAGUUCUCUGACCUCUGAGAAAAACGAAUUAGAAAUCACGAGGGCGGCCUUCUUUCUGCUACGCGCUGUCCUACGCGCAUACAAAAGUUUCUGCUGUGGUACUAUGCAAGUGUUGUUGUUAUUAAAAUAUAAUUGUGGAAAUGGAAGACAGACUAAAAACAAAAAAAUUCUGUAUCGUUAGAGGAUGUGAUACAGUAAAAAAAAGUCGUAAUGACAAUAAUAUUAGUUUUCAUAAGCCCAGGAACAAUGAUGAAGAAAAAUAUCGGUGGUGUUUAGCCCUAAAAAUGAAAGAACUUCCUCGUACACCCCUUGUGUGUCAUAAACAUUUUUUGAGCGAUGAUUUUAUACCAGGUAAUGGAUUGAAAAACUAUUUGAAAGUUGGAGUCAUUCCUUCACAAAAUCUCCCUGUUACUCUGAAAACAUCUUUAACAAGAGAUCCUAAACUGCCUAAAACAAGAAAAGAAAGAUUAGAAAGAAGAAACGCUCAAAAGAAAUUAAGAUUAGAGAAAGAACAAGAAAUAGUGGAAGAAAAUUCUAAUCAACGAGAGUAUUCAAAUCUAGUCAGCAGUCCAGUUCAUGUUGUAGAUCAAACUAGUUCUAAUGAACAAACUACAGCAGAAAGAGAUUUUGCAGAUGAUGAAAUCCAAGUCAAUGAUUCAUUCAAUGAACAAUAUGCAGCAGAUCCUAUUAAAAAGGAUCAAAACAUUCAAGUAGAUUAUCAAAAAUCUAUAAUUUCAAGUUUGUGCGACUCGGAUGAGAAUCUCCAAACUUUAACUGGUAUCAAAUCAAACAAACUUCUAAAUAUGCUGAUAGACUGCAUUAGUGAUUUAAGAAAAAAUAAGAAGAAAAAAGCCAACCAAAUUUUAUCAAUUAGAGAGUGUAUUUUGCUGACAUUUGUUAAAUUGUAUCAAAAUAUAGCCUAUCGUGUACUCAGUGUUUAUUUUGGUUUAACAAGUGCAAUGGCCAAAAAGUGUUUUGUACGUACUUUGAAGGAACUGGCACUAGUUUUAAAAAGUGUAUUGAGGUGGCCAAGUUAACAAGAAAUUUUAAGUAACAUGCCUAAGUAUUUUAAUGAUUAUAAAGAAACUAGGAUAGUGCUUGAUUGUCUGGAAAUUCCUGUAAAGAGAUCAAAGUAUUUAAAGUGUAGAUUACUUACUUACUGUAAUUACAAGUCAAGAAACACAAUGAAGUUCAUGAUCGGUACUACUCCUUCAGGUCUUAUUUCAUAUGUAAACAAGGCAUAUGGAGGUAGAGUAUCUGACAAAGCCAUUUUCAAACGUUCUCGCCUCUUGGACCGCAUGAAAAGAGGAAUUGAUGCAAUAAUGGUGGACAAAGGGUUUCUAAUUCAGAAAGAAUGUUCAGAUCUAGGAAUAAAGUUAAUUAGACCACCAUUUUUGAAGAAGAAAUCAAAACUCUCUCAUACAGAAGUUACAAAGGGAUCUGAUAUUUCAGCUGCAAGAGUUCAUGUUGAGAGGCGGAUUCAAAGGAUUCGUAAAUUUGCUAUAAUGCAAGGACCGUUAUCUACAGAAAUAGUACCAUAUAUCAAUAUUAUCAUGACCGUGAUUUGUGGUCUAACUAAUCUGUACUCUCCCAUUCUAGCGGCAGACAAAUUUCUGUAA